GCCCCUGAUCGAUCAUUGGGUUUUGAAUUCGUGAUACGCUCCACAGAGACUACGAUGGCGGCACCGACGGCGUCGACGACCAAGGCGGCGCUCCGAUGCCGGUGUCUAGGUGUCGAGGUCAAAUGGCGAGUGAGCGAUGGAACGACUGUGAAGGAAGGCGACGUCGUGUUGGAUCUCGUGGCCCUUGACAAGACGACAUCGACGGCUGUGUGGUCUCCUGCGUAUGGAGUGGUGCGGCACCACCCAGAGCCGACAAACGCUUCGACGGACGGCUUGGAAGCGGACAUUGGAUGGAUCGACAUAUGCCAACACGAUGUCCUUACAUCGAAUCGCUUGAUGUGCCAGAUCUGCCUGAAACGAUUCGAAGAUGGCGGCGCCAACCACACCGUCAAAGUGAUCAUGAACGACGGCAAGGCCAUGCAAGUGAGUCACACCCAAGCCACUUUGCUUUAGAGAAACUCGACAACGACAACAUUGCGCGCAUGUUCAAGACGGAAAAGUUGACCCUCGUCCUCGACCUCGACCACACGUUGCUGCAUGCCGUGCGGCUCGAAGACGUCGUCGACCCCAUCGAGUCGUAUGUCGACAUCUUGCAUUUCGAGAUCCCGGGUAUCCCCACGCCCCAUGUGCUCAAGCUACGUCCGGGGCUCGCAACCUUCCUCUCCGACUUGGCAGCGAUGUACGAACUGUGCAUUUACACGCACGGCACGAGAAAGUACGCCGAGAAGAUCGCCGACAUCAUCGACCCGGGUCGCAAGUUGUUUGGCGGACGCAUCAUUUCCAGGUCCGACACGCCCGACAUUGGCCACAAGGACCUCAAGUUCCUCUUUCCUUCCUGCGAUGAUUCCAUGAUCAUCAUCCUCGACGACCGCAUCGACGUGUGGAGGAAAAACUACGAAAAUGUGUUUAUCAUUGAAGCAUAUCAUUACUUUAACACCCGUGCCGAAAUCAACAAUGCAUCGGGCGGCGGCGGCGGCAAGGGCAAUCUGGCUAGCGUGCCCAAGGAAGACACCCACCUGCAGAAGACGUACCGCGUACUUCAGGCGGCGCACAGUCGGUUCUAUCAACCCGGCGCAGACGAAGAAGCGCAAAUUCGCGGCCAAGGACGCAGUGUCAAGCGCAUUCUGUACGACCUCCGGCACCAAGUGCUCGCGGACGUGCAUAUUGUCUUUAGCGGGGUGAUACGACUCGACCGGCCGCCCCAAGUAGAUUACCUGUGGAAACUCGCGCUAUCAUUUGGGGCCAAACCCAGCAUGACCAUGGACGACGUUCCUAUCACACACUUGAUCAUCGACCCCCGGCGACUCGGUUCUAAAAAGUUCAUGGAUGCGAUUGCCAUGAAACAUGUGCUGGUUGUGAACCCUCAAUGGCUGGUGGACUCGGCGUCCGAGUGGCAGAGGCAAGAUGAAGCCAAGUACGCCGUGUCGUCGUCUUCCCAGCGCCCCCCGUCCUUUGCAGCCGACACCGACGUCAAGCUGGAACAGUCGGCAACCGUAAAAUUUGAAGGGGAAACAGCGACAAGAACAGACGUACCGGUGCGACCGACCUUGUUGGCAUCAACACCCGAGAAUGCAACGGAAAGCGAAGAAGGACGAGGAGGUGAUGGCCGUGAAGAGUACCCGCCAGCCACCCUCUACGACGAAAUCGACGCCAGCAUCGAUGCGGAAAGUCGGUUGCAAGAGACUACGACUGCUGUCCCCAAUGCAACGGAAACACCAGCAGCAGUAGCAACGUCUUCUCGUGAUGGUGCCGCGGGGACGACUGGGAAACCUCUCGUCAAAGGUAUCUUGUCGUCGCCGGCGUCGAUUGGAGUGCACAAGGCCAAGAAGAGCGUGCGGUUCGCGGCGGAUGUCAAGGAACCGUCGGUGCAGUUCAGCAACCUGCCCAAGCGAAGUCGAGGGGUGCAGCGGAAGGGAGGGCCGCUUCCUGCGCGGGUGACCCCCAAGGGCGUGGUCGAAAGCGGGGGAUCGCUCGAGUUUGUCACCAACCUCGUCAGCCGCAAGCCCAGGGCUGCCAGCAACGUCGCGCCGCCAAUGUUCAACCGCGUCGUGGUGGCUCCAGCACUUGCUUCGAAACGCGUGGAAACCAACGACGACGACAUAUUUAGUCGCCUGGCUCACUUGGAAGAAGAAGAAGAAGAGGAGGACAAGCCGGUAAAGCGAAAGCAGUCGGCACUGUUUCAAGAUUUGGAGGCCGCGAAGAAGGCCAAGACACUUGCGCUACAACAAGCCACCGACGACGCGGACGAUGACCUGGAUGACCUGGACGACGAAUUGUUUAGUUGAACACGGAAUAGGUUGGACGCAUAACAAAACUCUUGAACAUGAUCAAAAUCAAACACGU
This is a messenger RNA of Aphanomyces astaci, 2343 nucleotides long. RefSeq lists its product as hypothetical. The transcript has 9 exons. Gene Ontology annotation, molecular function: RNA polymerase II CTD heptapeptide repeat phosphatase activity. The record is from RefSeq and is a predicted model, not a curated record. Lineage: Eukaryota; Oomycota; Saprolegniomycetes; Saprolegniales; Verrucalvaceae. The coding region runs from base 291 to 2285 and encodes 664 amino acids. Gene Ontology annotation, cellular component: nucleus.